Melanotaenia boesemani (Boeseman's rainbowfish) is the source of this 4473-nucleotide messenger RNA. RefSeq names its product glutamate receptor, ionotropic, N-methyl-D-aspartate 3Bb (gene grin3bb). Gene Ontology annotation, cellular component: postsynaptic membrane; plasma membrane. Gene Ontology annotation, molecular function: NMDA glutamate receptor activity; transmitter-gated monoatomic ion channel activity involved in regulation of postsynaptic membrane potential. The record is from RefSeq and is a predicted model, not a curated record. The coding region runs from base 182 to 3835 and encodes 1217 amino acids. NCBI's taxonomy places the organism in Eukaryota, Metazoa, Chordata, Actinopteri, Atheriniformes, Melanotaeniidae. The transcript has 9 exons. Gene Ontology annotation, biological process: ionotropic glutamate receptor signaling pathway; synaptic transmission, glutamatergic; monoatomic ion transport.
UUCACCUCCUCCUCUCCCUGUUGUUAUUCAGGACUCGAUAUUUCUCUCCCAACACCUCCUCUCCUUUCUUACUUUCUCCUCCUCCUCCUGUCAGAUUCUCCUUCUGUGUUUUUGCCCCCCGCCUCCUCUCCGCGGCAGGAGUACCGGAGAAGCGGCAGAGCGAUGCUGACAACGCGGCAGGAUGUCUUUCACCUCCUCCUUGUCCUCCUGUUUUUUCCUGGUCUGGAAUGUACGAGCCUUCCUCCUCCUGCAUCUCCUCCUCGCGCCGUCCUGCCUCCUCCACCCGCAGCCCUGCCACGUCCUGGCGCAGAUCGGACACACGGUGCGCGUCGGUGCGCUCUUGCCAGCGCAACGUGCGGCUCGUAUUCAGGUCCAGGCGGCGCUGAACCGCGCGGCAACCGCCCUGAGCCGAAACCGAGACCCGAAACCAGACUGGGACCCGGAGCGCCAGCGUGUCAACUUUUUGCCCUACAACCUGAGCCUGGAGCUGGUGUCCCGGCAGCUGGUCGCGGGGGACCCGGAGUCGCUGCUGCGGGGCGUGUGUCAGGGCGUGGUGGUCCACGGAGUGUCCGCCGUGCUCGCUUUUCCACAGAGCCGCGAGGAGCUCCUCCAGGUGGAUUUCCUGUCCUCUGUCCUGGAGAUCCCGUUCCUCAGCGUCAUGGAGCAAGGAGAGCCGCUGCGCACGCAGAACUGGUUCCACCUGCAGAUGGUCACAGGGGCUCCAGAGUCUGAACUGUCCGAUCUUCUGCUGACGGUUCUUCGGCGGUCUGGAUGGAAGGAGGGUUCUGCAGUCCUUUGUAGGGGCUGGGAAGAGGCUCGUGGUCUCUUGCGUCUCCUAGACAGUGGAAGCUUUUCAUCAUGGGACAGAGUGGGCGGAGUCACCUGGCACCUGCAAGCCCUGCUGAACCUGACCCAGUCAGCCCAUGAUGAUACGCAGAUCCAUGACUUCCUGUCACGGCACUUCAAACAGAACCAGAACCAGGCCUCCCCAGCAUCAGUGCUGUUGUUCGGAGCGGACCCACAGUGUACGGGGAUGGUGCUGCGCAUUGCUCAGGACCUGGGUCUGACAUUACCCAUGGUGCACUGGGUUCUGGCCCAGCCACUCAGUCCUGAUGUACUGCACACCAUCGGGCUACCACUCGGCCUCCUGGCUUACGGUGAGGUGGAUCGGAAACCUCUGGAUUUCUACAUCAGAGAUGCCCUGCAGCUCCUCACCAGGGCUGUAGCUGCAGCGACCAUGGUAAAGCCGGACCUGACUCUGAUCCAGAACAUGGUGAACUGCUUCAGCAAACCCAGCAAAAACAAGGUGCCAUCGUCAGGACGGUACCUGUCCAGGUUUCUGUCUAGCACGUCUUUUUCUGGACUCACUGGUCCAAUCCAGGUCCACCAGAACUGGUCUCAGGUCCUGACUUCUCAGCGGUUCCACAUCUGGAGCCUGCACCGGGAUGCUCUGGGUCAACCCACCUGGGUGACGAUUGGUAGCUGGGAGGGGAGCCAGCUGCAGGUGGAGGACCAGGGGGUGUGGCAGGGACCUCGACCCCAUCAUAGGACAGAGGGAGCAAGUGGACGGACUCGAGGCCGCUGGAGAACAGGGAUGCCAUUAGGGGGGACUCGGGUCCGGGUGGUGACCCUGGUGGAACAUCCCUUUGUGUUCACGCGGGACACAGAUGACGAGGGCAGCUGCCCUGCUGGUCAGUUCUGCUUGGACGCCGGCAGCAACAGCUCUGAGACUCUGGAGCGGUAUUUCAGGGAGGUGGCAGGAGGGAAUGGCAGCUCCCUGCCUCUGAACUACACCAAGUGUUGCUAUGGAUACUGCAUCGACCUGCUGGAGAAGCUGGCCGAGGACCUGGGCUUUGAGUUUGACCUCUACAUCGUUGGAGAUGGAAAGUAUGGAGCCUGGAAGGGCGGUCGGUGGACCGGGCUGGUGGGGGAUCUCCUGAACGGUCUAGCUGACAUGGCCGUCACUUCUUUCAGCAUCAACUCAGCCCGCAGUCGGGUGAUUGACUUCACUUCUCCAUUUUUCUCCACCAGCCUGGGCAUCCUGGUGCGCAGUAAGGACACGGCGGCCCCCAUCGGUGCCUUCAUGUGGCCUCUGCACUGGUCCAUGUGGGUGGGCAUCUUUCUGGGGCUGCACAUCACGGCGCUCUUCCUGACUCUGUAUGAGUGGAAGAGUCCGUUUGGUAUGACGCCUCACGGACGUAACAGGGUCAGGGUGUUCUCGUACUCGUCAGCUCUCAACCUAUGCUACGCCAUCCUGUUUGGACGUACCGUCUCCUCAAAGACGCCAAAGUGCUGGACGGGACGCUUCCUGAUGAACCUGUGGGCCAUCUUCUGUCUGCUGGUGCUGUCCAGCUACACGGCCAACCUGGCCGCUGUCAUGGUGGGCGAGAAGGCCUUUGAAGAAGUCUCAGGGAUCCACGACACCAAGCUGCACCAUCCAUCGCAGGGUUUCCGGUUCGGGACGGUGAGAGAGAGCAGCGCUGAAGAUUACAUGAAGAAGAGUUUCCCGGAGAUGCAUGAGUACAUGAGACGCUUCAACGAACCGACGACGCCUGAAGGGGUCGCCACGCUGAAGGCAGAUCCUCCUCAGCUCGAUGCAUUCAUCAUGGACAAGGCCCUCCUGGAUUAUGAAGUCUCCAUUGAUGCAGACUGUAAACUGGCCACUGUUGGGAAGCCGUUUGCUAUUGAAGGUUAUGGUAUCGGCCUCCCUCAGAACUCUCCUCUGAGCUCCAACAUCUCCGAGUUCAUCAGCAGAUACAAGUCGGACGGAUACAUGGAUGUGCUGCAUGACAAGUGGUACAAAGUGGUGCCAUGUGGGAACCGAGUGUUUGUCGUCACUGAGACUCUUCAGAUGGGCAUCAGUCACUUCUCAGGACUCUUCAUGUUGCUGUGCAUUGGAGUGGCUGGCGCUCUGCUGACUCUAGCUGGUGAACAUGGUUUUUACCGGCUCAUUCUGCCGCACAUCCGACGCCGACAGAACCUGAAAUACUGGCUGCACACUUCACAGAAAAUCCACCGAGCUCUGAACAUGACGUACGCCGACGUGAAGAAGCAGCGAGCUGAGAGAGAGAAAAGCUGUAACCUGCAGAGGACCCAGACCCCCCUGGGGCCUCCGGGGCCCUCAGUCUCUGGGGCCUCAGCCAAAUGGAACAAUGAGACCAGUAAAGAUGCUGCAGAUGCUUCAAUGGAUGCCCGAGAGUUCAAGCGAGUCCACUUUAACCUGGAGACCCUGAACACCCGCCGCCUGCUUGCUUGCAUCUCUGAUGCUAAGGGGGAGGAGCCUGCCAAGCAGAAGGCGGGGUCAAACAGCAGGCUGUGUGAAAAUGGAGGCCCAGCUUCAUUUGCCAGUCUGGUUCUUUCCCUCUCAUCCUCUUCUGGCAUGCCCCCUGAAGCUGUGACCACGCCCAACGCAUCUAUGGUUAUGCCCCAGGUGGCUGUGGCCAUGCCCCACGUAGCCAUAGAUACGCCCCAUGCAGUUGUAGCUACGCCCCCUGAAACUGUAACCAUGCCCCCCAUAGCUGUGGCUACGCCCCGGUCCAGUGAACUGCAGGAGCUUCAGGAAGAAAUCGAACAGAUGAGGGAGAACCUGAGGGUGGCUCUGGCAAGGAGGGCCGAGAUCCAGACCACGUUGGCCAAACCUGUUGCCACGGUAACCAACUGCCCCCCUUUAACCACAAUAACAACAAGAGCCCCACCCACAUGCACACCCGCUGUCACUCCAACAACAACCCUCCCUCCCAACAUGAAGUGCGUCACCACCAUGACGAACCCUCCCCACAAAGUCCUGUCCAAAGUACGGCCCCUCCACAGCAGACUGGCCAAUCAGAGGAGGUGACGUUUUCUACAGCGGUCACAUGAUCUGCACACAGCAGCGGCUUCAGUCACAGGACAGGGAGAAAUGAAGAUGUAUUCAGUUAUUUACCAGCACCCGCACACACCCUUCAUUCAUGACGUCUCCUUCAUAAGAGCUGCCCUUGUUUUUUAUUCUACCUAUAAUUUAUCGGAUGAAUGAAAAAAUCGGGAUCUUUGAUUUCCAGACAGACUUAAAGAAUUCGAUUCAGCAGCUUGUUGCAGCAGCUCCUGUGUGUUUGCCAAACUUUAUCUCUCUGGUUCCUGUUGUGUAACUAUUACGACUGUCGGAGGAAGCUGAGGAACUAGCUGAGGGAGCGUGAGGAUGUCUUUAUUAAACUUGAUGGUUCUUCUCAGACUCUGGACUCACGACUGGUUAACUCUGCUGCGCCUGCAAUUAAAUUCCAUAUUUUCCUCUUCUUUUCAUCUUUUAUCUUGAUAUUUAUUUCUAAAUAAUAUAUUUUAACUUUAACUUUUUUCAAUUUUAAUCUGGAUAUUUGUUAAUAAUUAUGUUACUUGUAUGUAAUAUUUUUACAUCAUUGAGUUCAUUUACUUUUAGUUUAUGCUGUAAAGCUGCUGUAACUCCUGUUUCCCAGUCUGGGAUCAAUAAAGUCCAUCUGACUC